AUGUCAGAAAUAAAAAUUAGUCCAGAAGUAAACGAAAUCAAAGAAAAAAUAAAAAGUUUAAAUAUUGGUCAAGUUAGCGAAUUGGUUGAAAGUUUAAAAGUAGAUUAUAAUAUCCAAGAGACCGCCAUAGUUCAGCCGACAGCCGGAACCCAAGCCGCCGAAAAAGUUGAGGAAAAAGGUGGUAAUGUAGCCGUUAAAUGGGUAAAAAUGGAAAAGGAAGGAGCAAGUAUAGUGCCACUUUUAGGAGAUAUAGUAGAGGUUGUGAAAGAGUUAAAAGGAGAAGACAUUACUAAACUUCAAGCCAAGAAACUAGCAGAAGGAGGAGAAAAAAUUGUUCUAGCAGAUAUUCCACGGGACAAAGCCGAAGCAUUCCAAAAGAAAAUGAAAGAAAAAGGGGCCAUAUAUUUAACUGUCAAUCGUUCACCCCUUUUUCAAGGCCUUCCAGAAAGGGAUUACGCCCGCGAACAAAAAAAAUCUUAUGAUAAUUUUCGGCAUGAAAGAUUGCCAAAAUUAUUAACUUUUUAUUUUCCGGCUGAGUUUAAUGACUAUAAUAAUAAUAUUAAGAUAAGUGCUGAGAAUCUUGUUUAUCAAGAACCUACAAUUGAAAAAAAUGGCAAAGUGAUAACCGAAACCGAGGGACAAGCCCGGGCCGAGGAUUGUCACAAAAUGCAAAUUCAACCGGUGGUUAAGGACAUGAAAGAAGAGAAAGAGUUGCCUAAUCUAAAUUGUCAUAUAAAAGAUGGAUUUAAAAUUGGAAAAUUCUCUAGUGAAAAAAAGUCUUUUUCGGCCAAGGAAUUAAAAUCUUUGUUAACCCAAACCCAAAAACAGUUACAAGAGUUAGAAUUAACGAAUCAGGAGCCAACUGGGGACUCCGAAAAACCCAUUAUCUGGCAAAUAAAAGAGAAUAAGAGUAAAAAAACUGAGAAAAAGUUGGAAUUGCUUCUAGAAGUCUUAGAAGUGGAAGAAGAACAAAUAACCAUCAGUUUUCGUUGCGAACAGGAACAAAAAAUCGAAUUUUGUCAUUUGCCAAAAAUGAACCCGCAAGGAAAUUUCAUUAUUAACGGUCAUGACAAGGUGGUAGUUUUUCAGUCUGUCCGUGCCCCUUCGGCCAUUGAAUUAAAAUUUCUUAAUUCGGGCCUGGUGGUCGACUGGCUAGAUGUCUUAAAAACUUUUGCCGUUUCUCCUGAACUUCUUCGAAUCCUAUUUGACGAGGAAGAUCUAAACCUAGACAAUUACUCCGAAGCCCAAGAGUUAGAAAUCGGAGCAGGCCGAACCGGUUUGCCACACUUUUUAUUUACUAGUAGCAAAGGCAAUUCUUAUUUUAAUAUCGGAAAGUUGGGACGCCGAAGAUAUAACCAAAGAAUAGAUAUUAUUCAACAAUUAAAAGAUCAAAAAUUAGCAGAGGACUUGCUGGAUAAAAACGGGCAAGUGAUUCUAAAAAAAAACGCUAUUUUUAGCGAAAAAAAUUUGGAAAAAUUAGCGAAUGCUCUCCAAAAGAAAAAAAUGAAUAGUUUUUCUGUUCCGCAUUCGACUAAUGACUUAUAUAUUGUUAAAAUAAAAUCUCCGCGUCAGCCGGAAAAAGUUAUCUCAGUGAUAGGAAUCAGCGAAAAAUUGCCGGAGGAAAAAACCUUUUUUGACCUGGCAGACUUGAUUUGCGCUGUUUCUUAUUAUAUCAAUUUGCACCAUGGCUUAGGUGAAACUGAAAAAAAAGAGGAUGAGGACAAAUUAGAAAACCAGAUUAUUCGGAGGGUUGGUGACCUAGUUUACAACAUUUUUGACAAUAAAUUAGGAGGAUUUUUGCAAGAGAUUAGUGAUAAGUACUUAACUAAUUACCUUUCCCAACUAAAAAAAGUUGAUUUUGCCAAAAUACCUAAUUUAAAAGAUUUUGACAAUCUUAUUAGGCAUUUUUUUAAUACUUCGGCUUUGGUUCGCUUACAAAACCAAAAUAAUUCCUUGGCAGUUAUUUCUGACGGGUUAGUAUCCAGUGUAAUGGGAUUGGGAGGCCGUAAUGCGGUUAAUGCUACCUUGGCUGCUCGUAAUGUCGAUGCUUCUUUUAUCGGUCGUUAUGACCCGAACGAAACUCCCGAAGGUCGCAAUACUGGUUUGGUGCGUCGAAUAACUACCGGUGCUGAAAUAAAUGAGGACAGACAAAUAACGACUCCUUAUUUUCCCGUUAAGAAUGGAGUAAUUAUGCCCGAUUUGGUUUACUUAACCAGCAAAGAAGAAAAAGACAAAUAUAUCGCCCAUUUCAACACUAAAAUUGACGAAAAAAAUAGAAUUGUUGAGGAAACCGUAAUGGCUAUGUAUCAAGAAAAUUUUGUUCGUGUGUCCAAGGAAAAAAUAAACCUCAUUUACAGUUCUUUUUAUCAUUUAAGUUCCGUGACCGGCGCCACUAUUCCUUUUUUUCACCACAAUGACGCUACUCGUAUGCUGAUGGCAAUCAAUAUGCAACGGCAAGCCGUAGCUUGCUUGAAGAAUGAAGAACCCUUAGUCGCUAGCGGCAUUGAGGCCAGCCUGCUCGAAAAUUCUCCUUUGACAGUUAAGGCUGAAGAAAAAGGAAUAGUGGAAUAUGUUGACAGCCAACAAAUUAUCAUCCAAGAAAAAAAUAGAAAGAAAAAAAUUUAUCCUUUAGAACAAUUAGUAGUUUCCAACAAAAAUACUUUGGGAUUUUCUUUGCCGCUAGUAAAAAAAGGCGAGUCAGUCUCCAAAGGACAAAUGCUGGCUUGCGGAAACCAAGCCAGCAACGGCGAAUUAUCUUUAGGAUGUAAUUUAAGAGUGGCUUAUUUUGAAAGAUUAGUCAAAGAAGAUAUUUUAACCUCUUUUUUUGUCAAAAAACACACUAUUAUUCGCCAUAACACUAAAUAUGGUCCAGAAAUAUUUACUUCUUCUCUGCCCCAUGCUGGAAAGAAGCAGCACCCGCAAUUAGGGAAAAACGGCAUCGUAAAAAUCGGCAGCCGGGUUAAAGGUAAUGAUAUCUUGAUAGGAAAAAUAACUCCUGAACCUAGCCCCCAUAAGGAGAAUGAGGAGGAAUUAUUGCUAAUGAGUAUUUUGGGGGAAAAGACUCGGCGUUUCGUUAAUUCUUCUCUCCGUUUGCCCGCCGAAGAAGCUGGAAUAGUCUAUCAAGUUAGAAGAAAAAAGAUUUCUAAAAAUAAGAAAGACAAGGAUUUAGAGUUAGUAGAAGUUUUUGUGUCCCAAAAAAGAAAAAUUGAGGUGGGGGAUAAGUUAACUACCCGUUUUGGUAAUAAGGGGGUAGUAGCCAAAAUUGUGCCAGAAGCCGACAUGCCUUUUGACGAAGAAGGGCCCGUUGAUAUAAUUUUCAAUCCGUUAGGCAUUCCUACCCGAAUGAAUAUCGGACAAUUAUUAGAAACCGUUUUAGCCUCCGCGGCCAAAAAAACCGGCAGCAAACUGCUUUGCCGUCCUUUCAAUUCUCCUUCUCCCGAAGCCAUCAAAGAAAUUAUCCAAGAAGCCGGUCUGGAAAAUUGUGGAGCCAAAAAAUUAUUUGACGGCCAAACUGGUUUACCUUUUGACCAAGAUAUUUACAAUGGUUACAUUUAUACCAUUAAACUAAACCAUAUGGUGGCCGAUAAAUUCCACGCCCGGAAUGUGGGUCCUUAUUCACUUAUCUAUCAGCAGCCGGCCAAGGGGCGGUCCCAAAAUGGUGGUCAAAGAUUUGGAGGAAUGGAAGUCGAUUGUGCAUUAUCCCAUGGAGCAUCCUAUAACAUUAGCGAAAUAUACGGCCCUAAAUCGGACGAUAUUGCCAAACGAAAUUUAUUCCAAAACUCCUUAGUAUUUGAUGACCGUCAAAUUGACUUGCGCAGUAAUAAUUGCGAAUCUUUCAACCUCUCCCUUCAAGGUUUACGGGGUUCGGGUUUUGACAUACGAGCCUUUGACCAUCAAGGUCGGGAAAUUGACUUUUACGAAGCAUUCAGCCGCAAAUCACCUAAAAAAUAA
Molecule: messenger RNA, 3951 nt
Organism: Racocetra fulgida
Lineage: Eukaryota; Fungi; Glomeromycota; Glomeromycetes; Diversisporales; Gigasporaceae
Source: the annotation of a GenBank genome assembly